Colletotrichum graminicola M1.001 is the source of this 408-nucleotide messenger RNA. RefSeq lists its product as uncharacterized. Lineage: Eukaryota; Fungi; Ascomycota; Sordariomycetes; Glomerellales; Glomerellaceae. The transcript has a single exon. The record is from RefSeq and is a predicted model, not a curated record. Bases 1 to 408 code for a protein of 135 amino acids.
AUGCGUGCUCAAACUCUCCUUGCCGCCAUUGUGGCCUGCGCUUCGGUGGUCUCUGCCGCUCCGGUCGCCGUCGAAGCCUAUGGCCCCCCCAUCAGCCCUCACAUCAUCUCCAAAAAGGACACCGUCGAGGCGUACGGCCCCCCGCUCAACCCCCAUAUUCCGGCUGUUGAGUCCAAACGCGAGACCACUGAAGCGUACGGACCCCCCACGAACCCGCACAUCAUCUCCAAGAAGGAUACGGUUGAAGCCUACGGGCCGCCUGUGAACCCCCACAUCCCCGCCGUCGAGUCAAGGAGAGACGGCGUCGAGGCCUACGGUCCCCCGACAAACCCUCACAUCAUCACGAAGAAAGACGUUGUCGAGGCUUAUGGCCCUCCCAUCAGCCCGCACAUCAUCGCCAAGGAGUGA